Arabidopsis lyrata subsp. lyrata is the source of this 2644-nucleotide messenger RNA. Its product is annotated as wall-associated receptor kinase 2. The record is from RefSeq and is a predicted model, not a curated record. The transcript has 3 exons. Gene Ontology annotation, cellular component: plasma membrane. Bases 322 to 2511 code for a protein of 729 amino acids. Gene Ontology annotation, molecular function: calcium ion binding; polysaccharide binding; protein serine/threonine kinase activity. Gene Ontology annotation, biological process: protein phosphorylation; cell surface receptor signaling pathway. NCBI's taxonomy places the organism in Eukaryota, Viridiplantae, Streptophyta, Magnoliopsida, Brassicales, Brassicaceae.
GAAAACAAGAAAAGUAAGAGACGAUAGUGAUUGGAGUUAUAUGGUUGACAAGUCCACUACUUAAACAUCUAUCUCCCUUGCUUUACAUGGACAUGGUUUGGUCUCUGUAGUAAAUACUAGUACUAUAGCAGAUUCCUGCAAUUAUUGGGAAAGUGGGGACAAGUCAACGGAAGCAAGUCAAGAGAACAUCUCAAGAAUGGAGUGUGUUUUCUUAGCUUUAAAAUGCACAUGCUUCGGAGAGAUGAGGGAAAACUCAAAGAGAGAGAAACCAAUUUAGAGAGAAAUAAAGAAAGUGAGAGAAAUUAAAGAGAGAAGGAGAAGAUGAAGUUGCAAGAGGGUCUGAUGGUGGCUAUUUUCUACCUUGCUUAUACGCAGCUAGUCAAGGGGCAACCUCGCAAGGAUUGCCAAACUAGAUGUGGCGAUGUUGCAGUUGAGUACCCUUUUGGCACUUCUCCAGGUUGUUACUAUCAAGGAGAUGAUAGUUUCAAUCUUACUUGCAACGAGAAAGAGCUCUUCUUUGGCAACAUGCCAGUCAUCAACAUUUCUCUCAGCGGCCAGCUUCGUGUUCGGCUAGUUAGAUCCAAAGUUUGCUACGACAGUCAAGGAAAACAGACUGACUACAUGGACCGGAAGACCUCCCUGGGUAAUCUAACUCUCUCUGAACACAACAAAUUUACUGUAGUAGGUUGUAACAGUUACGCAUUUCUCCGCACAUCUGGAGUUGAAAAAUACUCAACUGGAUGCAUAUCAUUGUGUGAUUCUGUCCCAUCGAAAAAAGGAUCAUGUUCUGGUGAAGGUUGCUGCCAGACCUCUGUCCCUAGAGGGAGCUAUUUUGUCAGAGUAAAACCACAUAGCUUUGACAACCAUACUACUGUGCAUCUGUUUAAUCCUUGCACCUACGCCUUUCUCGUUGAAGAUGGUAAGUUUGAUUUCUAUGCUUUGGAAGAUCUCAACAAUCUCCGGUAUGUUACUACGUUCCCUGUAGUACUAGAUUGGUCUAUUGGAAACGAGACUUGCGAGCAAGUUGUAGGCAGAAACAUAUGUGGUGGGAACAGUACAUGUUUUAAUUCUACUCGUGGAACCGGGUAUAACUGCAAAUGUUUAGAAGGUUUUGAGGGGAAUCCAUACCUUCCAAACGGUUGUCAAGACAUCAAUGAGUGUAUUAGUAAUAGACAUAACUGUUCGGAGCCUAGUACCUGUGAAAAUAUGAGGGGAAGCUUCACUUGUAACUGCCCAUCUGGUUACCGCAAAGAUUCCCCUAAUAGUUGUACUCGUAAAGUCAGGCCUGAAUACUUUAGAUGGACUCAAAUUUUUCUUGGAACCACCAUCGGCUUCUCGGUCAUCCUGCUUGGCAUUAUAUGUGUACAACAGAAAAUUAGACACCAGAAGGACACCGAGCUCCGACAAAAAUUCUUCGAGCAAAACGGUGGUGGCAUGUUGAUAGAGCGAGUCUCAGGAGCAGGGCCAUCAAAUGUUGAUGUCAAAAUCUUCACUGAGGAAGGAAUGAAGGAAGCAACUAAUGGUUAUGAUGAGAGCAGAAUCCUGGGUCAGGGAGGCCAAGGAACAGUCUACAAAGGGAUAUUGCCAGACAAUUCCAUAGUUGCUAUAAAGAAAGCUCGGCUUGGAGACUGUAGCCAAGUAGAGCAGUUCAUCAACGAAGUGCUCGUGCUUUCACAAAUCAACCAUAGGAACGUGGUCAAGCUCUUGGGCUGUUGUCUAGAGACUGAAGUUCCCUUGUUGGUCUAUGAGUUCAUCACCAAUGGCACCCUUUUCGAUCACUUGCACGGUUCCAUGUUUGAUUCUUCGCUUACAUGGGAACACCGUCUGAGGAUAGCAAUAGAAAUCGCUGGAACUCUUGCAUAUCUUCACUCCUCUGCUUCUAUUCCAAUCAUCCACAGAGAUAUCAAGACUGCUAAUAUUCUCCUAGAUGAAAACUUAAUUGCAAAAGUAGCCGACUUUGGUGCUUCAAGGCUGAUACCGAUGGACAAAGAGCAGCUCACAACAAUGGUGCAAGGCACUCUAGGUUACUUAGACCCAGAGUACUACAACACAGGGCUUCUGAACGAAAAGAGCGAUGUUUACAGCUUCGGGGUAGUCCUAAUGGAACUGCUCUCAGGUCAAAAGGCAUUGUGCUUCGAAAGACCACAAUGCUCAAAACAUCUAGUGAGCUGCUUUGCUUCUGCCACAAAAGAGAAUAGGUUGCAUGAGAUUAUUGAUGGGCAAGUGAUGAACGAGGAUAAUCAGAGGGAGAUCCAGGAAGCUGCAAGAAUUGCAAAUAAGUGUACAAGAUUGACGGGAGAAGAAAGGCCAAGGAUGAAAGAAGUAGCUGCAGAGUUAGAGGCCUUGAAAGUCAAAACAACUAAACACAAGUGGUCUGAUCAGUAUCCUGAGACAGGGGAGAUUGAACACUUGCUCGGUGUUCAAAUCUUAUCAACACAAGACGAUACCAGUAGCCGUGGUUAUGACAGCAUCAAGAAUGUAGCAAUAUCGGACAUUGAAGCUGGCCGCUGAUAUUAAUGCUCUUGACAAAUUCACAUGCAUCUCUUUUCUUUAUAUUAAAUGAAAACCACUUCUUUGUUGUACCAUCAAUAAUGCUUUGAGAGAAUUUUUGUACCAUCAAUAAUCAUGUUCAUAUUUCCCUUUA